AUGAUGGUUAUCCGGCGAGAGCGCAGGAUGCUGACGCACUUGCCCACCUGGACCAACCUACCAUUUAUCGGCAACGCGCACAAGUUCUUCUGGGACAGAAGAAAUUUGUUCAAAUAUUAUAAAAGGGUCUCUGAGACGAUUGAAGCAACAAAGGUGCCGUUUGCGGCACGGCUUGGUACCAAAUAUUUUGUGGUCCUUUCAGAUCCAGAGGAAGUGCGGACUGUAUCGACGACCAAUUUAAACAAAGCGUACAUUUAUAAUUUCACACAUAAAAUCAUAGGCCACGGUCUUAUAACUGCGCCUGGCAAUCUUUGGAAGCACAAUGUGAAGAAGCUACGCAGUGCAUUCAGACCAAGCAAUGUCGACGCCUUUCAGGCGAUAUUCAACGAUCAGUCUAGGGAGUUGAUCAAAAGCCUGGAGACCGAAGUUGACGGCGGCCCAUUCGAACUUCAACACAAACACCUCACCAACGUAACCCUCAGAGCUGUUUCUCAAUCCGCCCUCGGUGUAUCUGCUGAUGGUGACAUAAACGGUCUGCAAUAUUACGGAAAAGUUUCCGAGAAUGAUUCGACAAGGUCGUUCAUUGACAUUCUGUUGGAGAUGAGGGAAACGGAUUCCACACUGACUGAAGAGCAGAUCAAAUCCGAAGUUACUACGGUUCUACUGGCGGGCCAGGAGACCACCGCGGUUACUGUUAAUUUCAUUUUACUCAUACUCGGAUGUAGACCGGACGUUCAGAGGAAAUUGUAUAAAGAAAUCCGCCACGUAUUUGGUGACAUAAAGCGCCCCGUAUCAAAGGAAGACCUCGGCCGCUUGGUCUAUUGCGAGGCUGUCAUCCACGAGACGUUGCGUUUGUAUCCGCCGGUGCCGGCUGUUCUGCGUUACGUCGACCACGAUGUCGAGCUCAAUUCCUGUACAAUCCCUGAGGGAACGACGUGCAUUUUCAAUAUUUGGGGCAGUGGACGCUCUAAACACAUUUGGGGCCCUGACGCCCUGCUGUACAAGCCCGAGCGAUGGCUGGACCCUUCGACGGCCUCUAAGCAUGUCAACGCCUUGCUGAAUUUCAGCGUAGGCAAGCGGGUUUGCAUAGGCAGACGUUACGCCAUGAACUUCAUUAAGACGAUGCUGGUGCAUUGCUUGAGGGAGUACGAGUUUGUUUCGGAGGCCGACAAGAUGACGUUACAAAUGGAUGUUUUAUUGCGACCGACGAGCGGGAAUCUGUUGCGAAUACGGUGUAGAGGGUAUAAUUUGGAAGCA
This is a messenger RNA of Iphiclides podalirius (scarce swallowtail), 1257 nucleotides long. NCBI's taxonomy places the organism in Eukaryota, Metazoa, Arthropoda, Insecta, Lepidoptera, Papilionidae. The record is from the annotation of a GenBank genome assembly.